UACCAGGCUACAGCUUUAAUACAUAUACACAUACAAUGCAAUCAUCCGCUAUCCUUCAGAUUAUUACCCGUAUUUCAAUAGCAAAAUGAAAACCCUCCAUUUGAUUCUGGGCACAUUCCAGGGUGUUCAAUUAUUGAUGCAGUUAGCAGCAUUUCAGUGUUGUGGCUGAUCCAGCUAAUGUUUCUUUAUUAAUCCUCAUCUGUUACAAAUAUUUGUUUUAGAACCGUGAUGUUAACGCACUCAUGGGUUUAUAUACACCUUCCCUUUUUAACAGUCUUAAGGUGUUUUUCUGAGACUCAUAAGAGACUUGACAGAGUGGAUUUGUAUUAUACAACCCAUUGAUUGUUAAAUUAUCAUGUAAAAUGCACUUCAUUGUCAGAUGAAUAAAUUCCCUCAGUUUUGACCAAUUAAUCUAUUUCAACAGCCCUUCACUAAAUCCUCCUGUCAUCAGGUGGACAAAAUAACAACAAACAUCUCAUUAUAAUAUUAUGCAGCCACAACCUCCAGCAUUUAUCUAAAACGGUUUCAUUUCCACACCAUGGAGACUAAAAGGACUAACCGAUUAGACGGCAUUGUUUUUUCAUUAAGCGUCACUAGAAGCCUUGAAGUGGACGACAACAUAACAUAUUCUUAAGAGUUGUAGCUAUAAUGUGAAACCACUGGGUAUACUAGUCGCCCAUACACUUUGUUUUUAUAUGUAUUACAUUUAUAUAAAUGCAUUUUACACUCCUAAACAGUGAUAUUUAGCUGUUUUCAUGAAGAAGGUACCUGUCAAAAUGGCGACUCUGGCCACGCCUUUAAAUUACCUGGCGCUUUAAGGCAGCGCGUGCCGCUCACACACGUAAAGGAAGUGGAGGCGCCGUGUGUGAUCGUCACGUAGACGAGAGGUAAAUACAGCCCAUCAAAGCCACAGCUCCGGACGAGAAGUGCUGAAAUAUGCGCAGGAACCUGGAUGGGUUUUCCACCGGGUCAAACAGAAGAACUUAGUGAGGCAGAAUGAGCUCGUUAGUCGCGCUUCAGCUUCUACUUGUCGCAUUCAUCGCCUCCGCUGAGUCAGGGGUCCAGAAGCUGACCGUCAGCCCUGACAGAGGCACCUACCUCAACAUCACUAGCAGCAGCAGUCAGGUCAAAGGUUGCGCCGUGUGCACGGGGGCCGGAGGCUCGCGGCGAUGCGGGCCGUCCCUUGUGAUCAAAGACGACACUCCUGUCUCAAUAGAGUUUGAAUGCUCCAGACCUCAAGAUGUAUUCAGUGUGGAAAUUGUGCGAAAUAUAGAAUGUACAACAAAGUUGUGCAAUGGCCACAUCAUCCAGGCUGACUCCGACUCGCUUCCCUUCCUGGAUUUUAACCGCAAGUUCACCUGGAACCUGAAUGCGUCUCCGCCGGAAGCGUUCAAAAUAGACUUCAACAACAUUGGCAUGAGACAGAUCAAUCAGUCGACGGGAUGCCCAGACGGACACAGCUACACCCUGCGGGCCUUCCAGACCACCGGCGAGGUGGCCGUAGGGAAAUACUGCACAAUGGGACCUAUUAGCAGUGCUCAGAUACUGAAUCAAGGGAGCUUUUCUCUGGACGUCCCACCGGGGCAGAAGCUGCAAAAUGGCCAGUUCGAUGUGUCUGUCGGGGAGGAAAUCAAAUCUCUUGCUAAAAUCACACUGACGUUGCCAAUAGGGACCUCGUCCUCCGAGUUGCUCUCGCCGAACUACCCGGACAGUUUUCCCGACGACGACUUGAUGGAGUGGUACGUUCAGGUCCCGGCCGAACACAAGGCAGCCGUCCAGUUCCUGAAUGUCUCAGAGCCACGUUGUCUGAAGAAGGAGGCAGCGGUGGAGUACCACAGCUAUGCUAGAGCGGCGGUGGUGCGGAGUCUGACGGAGCCGCAGCCGGCCCACAUUCCGGGAAAAUUCACCUUCAUGCUGAGGAACUGCGAGAUGGACACAAGACGCGCUGGUCUGAUGCUACGCUUCAAGGUCUCCGCUUCAAGUGCAAUAUCAUCAGUGUCGUGUCACGUGGAUAUGCGCAACAUGGAGGGGCUUUCUCUUCUCAUCGAGAGGCUGAGACCGGCCUCCGGCUGUGAGAUGACCGUAAACGCUGUGUCCAAGGAGAAGAUCACCAUCACAGGGAGGAGUCACCUGACUUUCCAGGACUGCGUUCCUGAAGAGCUUCUUAUCACCGCCAGGAGAGUCAUAGAGUGCGUCCAGCUGGCAGACUGCCCGAUGAGGCCGACCCGUCUGUUGGUGCCCGCGCUGCCGACUUGCCUUCCCGCCCCCCUGAGCAGCGUGACCUGGACUCUGCGGCCUCCUCAGCACGGCGCGCUGGAGCUGACGUCUCCCACUGAGCUCCUAAAGCAGUCUCUCCCCGGGCAGCAGUGCAACGACAGCUUCAUCAUCAGAGUGGCCGAGGACGACGGCACCACUGUUGGAAACUUCUGCCCUCGGGGGGCCAUACAGAAGAUCCAACUCCACACCAACGUGUCCGUCACUGUGUCCGGCGUGGAUGGCGAAGGACUGAAGACACCCUUUGGGCACGUUCUGGAUGCCAUUUUUAAAGCGGAGAUAUCUGAAAGUUACAUAUUCACUGUGUCUCCAGAGAUGGACACUCCCAUCCUUUUGGCUACUCCUGGUUGGCCAGUAGGUAUGAGGUCUUACUCCACAGUCUCCUGGAUCGUCUCCGUCCCCCCGAAGCGGGACGCUCACCUGGUGUUCACCAACCUCAGCCAGCCCAAGUGCAGCAACCGUCACACCAACAUCUGGGUGCAGAGAGUUGGCUGCCUGGAGGAGGAGUACAGCCGCAGGGAGGACGAGGAGGCCGAGAGCAAGAUCGCCGUCUCGGGGAGCUUCUACCUCAACAUGUCGAACUGCAUGCCCGAAACGGGACACUUUGGCGUCAUCACCAUGGUCACCUUGGAGAACAGCAAAAACCUUCUCCUCACCGUCUUGAGUGUGGUGGCUUCUCUGGUGGUCAUUUUUGUCAUCGUGCUGGUAGUUGUCUGUGUGGUGAUCAGGAAGAAGAAGAAGGCGCUGAAUCAUCAAGUGUCCAUCUACAAUCCAAACGGCACCAGCUUCCUUCCAGGACAGAACAACUUCCCGAAAACACGCGAGGACGAGUCCCACGUGUACGCCUCCAUCGAGGAAACGCUGAUCUACACCGACCUGCUGAGGAAAGGUGCAAAGAUGGGUGUGUACGGAGAGGUCGACGCAUCCCGGCCCUUCGCGGGCCACACGGACUCCCAAAAGCCCCUCGUCGGCGAAGACGCCGAUACAGAUGACAUGCCAGUUGGGGCUUACCAGCAGUUUCAGGCUCCUCCCCUUCCCGUCAGGCCCAUCAGCCACGUCCAAUGCCUGGUGGACAACGUGAUUUACCAGACUGAAAGCGAAGGCGAGAACUCCCCGACUCUGGGAACGGAAGGAGGGAGCUAAGGAGAAGAUUGGAUUCGGCUUUUCUCUUGACCUGUGUACUUGAAUUUUGAGAUCUUGUGAUUACCUGCCCUCCUGAAAGCCUUUUGUUUUUUCCCUCUCGAGCCUCUAGUUUUGCACCGAGGCCACACUGAAUAACGCUGCUGAAACCCAGCAGUAGCUUUUAGCUCGAUCCUCUUUUCACCAGUUGUGUGCUACAAUGAAAAAUCUUUGUUACGUUUAAUAAAUCAAUGUUUUUCUUUGAUAUAUUUUAUACAUAUCAUGUUUUUUUUUAUAUUCAGUAGCAAACGUAUGUCCUGUUUACAUGCAUCGUUUUCAUCAGUAAAUAAUAACCUCACUGCUGUUGCGAUGCACAGAACCUUUACAGCAUCAUUGCAACGUUACUUUUAUUGGAGGAGAUUGUGUUUCCCAUGUUUAGCACUGAUCCUGCACCUGAGUGUUUUUAGAUGUUGUGGCAUUACACCACAAAUGUGCCUUAAAUAGAGCACAACGCACUCCUGCUAAUACAGUUUAGUAUCUUUGUUGUUUUUUUUAAUUAUUUUUGUUUUUUUGGACCCAUACUUUUGGAAAGAUGUAGUCUGAUCUUCUACCUAAAGCGAAUGUGUUUCUGUGGUCAUUCACCUUUUUUUCAUGCUCUACUUUUGGCUCAUUGCAAAUGAGAUUUGCUAGUCGCAGCUUGUAUUUCCCACCUUGUUCUGCAGACCACAGAUCCCUUCUGAAAUUAAACUACAAUCCUUGUACAAACCUAAAUGCCGUCUGUGAGCUGAAAAAUAUUUUUGUUGGUUGACUGAAUUGUGUUAUUAGUAAUGGGUAGUUUUUAAUAGUGGGACGUGCACAGCACAUCAUUAAACAAAAUAGGUCUGUCUUGCAUGUUGUUGUGAAGACCAACUCGUUCGGUUUGGAACAACACACGGAUCUAAAUGUCCGAACCACAGUAGGUCUCAGUCAAGUCCAAAUGAAAUGUCAUGGAAAAUAAUAACUGCAUGUUAAAACCUUUUAUUUAAAGUAUCCAUUUUGACGAUAUGGCUGCCUAGUGUGAAGAUGCCAGCAUAUUGACAUGUACAUUUGAACUAGUUGGAAUUUGUAGAAAAGUGGUAAUAAAGUUUUUCAAUUAAACUUGU
Messenger RNA from Gasterosteus aculeatus aculeatus (three-spined stickleback), 4535 nucleotides. RefSeq names its product CUB domain containing protein 1a (gene cdcp1a). NCBI's taxonomy places the organism in Eukaryota, Metazoa, Chordata, Actinopteri, Perciformes, Gasterosteidae. The record is from RefSeq and is a predicted model, not a curated record.